Salvelinus fontinalis (brook trout) is the source of this 923-nucleotide messenger RNA. RefSeq names its product tetraspanin-21-like. Lineage: Eukaryota; Metazoa; Chordata; Actinopteri; Salmoniformes; Salmonidae. The record is from RefSeq and is a predicted model, not a curated record. Gene Ontology annotation, cellular component: membrane. The coding region runs from base 1 to 774 and encodes 257 amino acids. The transcript has 6 exons.
AUGGCAGAUUAUUAUGCCAAGGUGUCUGGCAUUGCCUUUAUUGCCAUUGGGUCAAUGUCGCUCACGACAUACACAGAGAUAGCGACUUUCACGGGUAGUGCCCUGUCCCGCACCUCCAUGUUUCUUAUUGCAGAGGGCAUCGUUGUAGUGGGCAUCACCGUCUCGGUCAUCUCCUUCCUUGGGUGCUUCGGGGCGCGGACCGACAGUCGCUCCCUUCGGGCCUCAGUGAGUAACAUCCAAUUCAUUAGACCUACUGCAUUUUUUGCCCUGUUGGAAUUAACGCCUUCACACCUUGUGGUCACCAGGACCAGAAUUAAAGAAAGCCCCAUGAGCUUGCAAUACUUAGAAAUACUUUGCAAUAACACAUUUUCUUUGCUCUGCCAUUUAAUAAUGCAUUUCACUGAGAUCCUUGUCAUGAUCCUGACCAUAGAGAUUGUAGCAGGGAUUUCCCUGUAUGUCCUUCGAAGUAAGGAUAAUCAAAAGAAAGCACGCUCCGUGAUCUCAGAGUACAGCGUGAAGAACAGACCUGUCAUAGAUGAUGUUCAGGAUGAGUUCCACUGCUGUGGUGCAGAGAACUACAUAAACUGGUUCCGCAGUAAGGGCUGGGGCAACAGAAGCUCAGUACCAGACUCAUGCUGCCUGGUGGAGUAUGAUUUCUGUGGCCACGUCAUCAGUAAAACCACUGUCUUUGGAGCCUUGCUUGGGAUGUGUCUAUUUCAAGACUUGAGACGAAGAAGCUACGAAAAAAUGUACUUAAAAAUUAUACUAUCAUGACAAAUUCCACACACCUGCUACUGUUAGUAAGAUGUUGAUACUGUGUUUGCUUGGUGUGCUUUCUGGCCACAUGUAUUUUACCCUGUCAUUGGAAAUUUUAACCUGUCUUGAAAUGUAUUAUUUGUUUAGGAAUAAAGUUUAUUUGAUGA